This is a messenger RNA of Thecamonas trahens ATCC 50062, 1329 nucleotides long. Its product is annotated as transmembrane protein 20. NCBI's taxonomy places the organism in Eukaryota, Apusomonadida, Apusomonadidae. Gene Ontology annotation, cellular component: membrane. The record is from RefSeq and is a predicted model, not a curated record. The transcript has a single exon. Bases 66 to 1274 code for a protein of 402 amino acids.
GCGUGAGCGGCGGCACUCUUUGGAGCUGCACCCGCAGCGGAUCGUCUGACGGCGACGGGAAGGCGAUGGCGACAUUGCCAUCGAGCAGAAGCAAUUCGAUGACAAGAGUGAGACCAAGCCGCCUGACAGAGAUGGAGGGCGAGAGCGGUGGAACCGGUGGGGAUGACGACUGGAUGACGGCACUGCUGCCGGAUCGCUGGCGGCACGUGGUGGGCAUCACUCUGGUGGCGCUCUCGGCCUUUGUCUUCUCGGUCAUGUCGCUGUUGGUCAAGGUCGUGGGCUCGUCGCUCUCGUCGUUUAACCUAGUGUUCAUUCGGGCAAUGGUGCAACUCGUUCUGGCGAUUUUCUAUCUGUGGUACCAUGCCAUUUCGCCGUACAAGGCCGAGUGGCCACUCAAGCGCAAGAUCGUGCUGGUCAUGCGCGGCGUCUUUGGCAUCUCGGGCGUUUCGGCCAUCUACUUUGCCAUGCAAUACCUUCCUCUGGGUGACUCGCAGGCGCUGUUCUUCUCGUCAGCGGUCUUUGCCGGCGUGGCGGCGCGGAUUGUGCUAGGCGAGCGGUUUACGGCGCUCGACCUGGCCAUCUCGCUGGUGGCCAUGGUCGGCGUGGUGUGUGUGGCCCAGCCGGUAGCCAUCUUUGGCUCGUCGUCGGGCGCGGCGAGCGAUGCGUCGGUCACCUCUGGCCAGCGGUGGCUUGCGAUCGGCCUGGCGCUCUUUGGCGCGUGGUGCUCGGCCGGCUCGUACGUGUGUAUCCGGAUUGUGGGCAAGUCGGCCAACUACCAGAUCCUCACCUUUUACAUGGCCGUUGUGGGCGUGAUCGUCCCGCCGCUCAUCGCGCUUGGCCAAGGCGAGCUGCGCGCACCGCAUGGUGCCAGCGAGUGGCUCGGCUCUAUUGGCAUUGGCAUUUGCGGCUUUACCGGCCAGUCACUCAUCAAUCUGGGCGUCCAGAGCACUGCUGCCGGCACGGCCUCGGUCAUCCGACUGCUCGAUGUCGUCUUUGCCUUUAUCUGGCAGAUCAUCAUCCUCCACGACCGCCCGCUCCCGUGGUCCAUCGUCGGCGCCAUUAUCAUUAUGUGCUCUAUCACCGCCAAGACCUGGAUCAAGCUCCGCCAGAGCCCGCCCGGACCGCUGCCUGACGUCCCGGCCACCUACAUCCGCCUUGUGGAGAACCUCUCGUCAACCUCGGACUUUUCCGACGACAUUGAGCUUGCUCUCCUCCGCGCCUCACUCUCACCGUCUGCAGCCAACGACAUGCAGUUGCCAUCAAGCGAAGAGUAGUCCCUCUUCCAAAGCCUUCAGUGCCUCUGCGGAGUUAGUACACACGAGUCAUCGG